This is a messenger RNA of Dioscorea cayenensis subsp. rotundata (Guinea yam), 1689 nucleotides long. RefSeq lists its product as uncharacterized. Bases 1 to 1689 code for a protein of 562 amino acids. NCBI's taxonomy places the organism in Eukaryota, Viridiplantae, Streptophyta, Magnoliopsida, Dioscoreales, Dioscoreaceae. Gene Ontology annotation, molecular function: RNA-DNA hybrid ribonuclease activity; nucleic acid binding. The record is from RefSeq and is a predicted model, not a curated record. The transcript has a single exon. Gene Ontology annotation, biological process: DNA integration.
AUGGCUUUAAGUGCAGUCUUAUUGAGGAGGGAAGAAAAAGUGGAUAAACCAGUGUACUACGUCAGUAAAGUUCUUCAAGGUGCUGAAUCUCGAUACCCUUUUGCUGAAAGGGUAGCAUUAGCACUUGUAAUGGCUUCCAGAAAGUUAAGACCCUACUUUCAAGCUCAUCCUAUAGUGGUCUUAACAGAUCAACCUUUACGUCAAAUAUUUCAAAGACCAGAAUAUUCUGGAAGACUAACAAAGUGGGCGAUUGAACAAGGAGAGUAUGAUAUUUGUUUUGAACCUAGACAAGCAAUCAAAGGUCAUGCUUUAGCUGAUUUCAUAGUAGAAUGCACCGGAGAUGAGGAGCUGAACAAAGCAGAUAAAUACAUAUGGAAGAUGUUUGUGGACGGAGCAUCAAGUUCAUCAUGGAACGGAGCUGGGGUAGUUCUGAUCUCUCCUGAAGGAGAUAUACUAGAGUAUUCAUUACGUUUUGCCUAUUUAAGCUCAAACAAUACUGCAGAAUAUGAAGCACUUAUAGCUGGAAUGAGCUUAGCCAAGCAACUACAAGUGAAAAGAUUGAUAGCACAUAGUGAUUCACAACUAGUAGUUCAGCAGUUUCUAGGAGAAUAUGAAGUAAAAGAACUAAUCAUACGCCAAUACCUUCACAAGGUUAAAACCUUGUCUAAGGAGUUUGAAGAAUUUCAAUUAUUACAAGUUAAUAGGAAUUCAAAUAGUCAUGCAGAUGCUUUGUCCAAAUUGGCCUCAUCGAUGGAAACAAAGGGAAGGAUUGUACAUCUUGAAGAACUUCAAAGGCCAAGUAUUGAAGAGAAGAACAUAGCAAACAUCGAAGAUGGGAAUGAUUGGAGAAUACCCUUUAAGAAAUUCUUAACAGAUGGGGAGCUACCUUCGAACACACUAGAAGCCAAAAAAUUAAAGAUGAGAGCAGCUCGUUUCACGUUGAUAAAUGAUGUGCUCUAUAAGAAGGUGUUUUCCAUGCCACUUUUAAGGUGCCUCCAUAAACAAGAUGCAGAAUAUGCGUUAGCAGAAGUCCAUGAAGGGAUAUGUGGACAACAUAUGGGUGCCAGAGCCUUAGCAGCCAAAGUCUUGCGUGCAGGAUUUUAUUGGCCUACCCUGAGAGAUGAUGCCUCAAAGAAGGUAAAGAAGUAUGACAAAUGCCAAAGGUUUGCACCUAUCCAAAAAGUUCCUACCUCAAUGUUCAAAAGUGAUAUUGAACCAACCCCAUUUGCUAAAUGGGGAUUAGAUCUCUUGGGACCUUUUCCCCAAGCAACUGGAGGAAGAAAAUUCUUAAUGGUGGCAACUGAUUAUUUUAUCAAAUGGGUAGAAGCAGAACCAUUGGCAACAAUAACCAGUAAAAAGAUAGAAAGCAUGGUUUGGAAAGACAUCAUCUAUCGAUUUGGACUUCCCAGAAUAUUAAUCGCAGAUCGAGGAAAGCAAUUUGAUUGUGACUCAUAUAAAGACUUUUGUGAAAGGCUCCAUAUCCAGCUUAGCUUUGCUUCUGUGGCAUACCCCCAAGCUAAUGGACAGGCAGAAAGAAGCAAUCAAACUAUCUUGGAAGGUCUAAAAAUGCGUUUAGAUAAGGCGAAAGGAGUAUGGGCAGAAGAGCUUCCGUCAAUCCUUUGGGCGUAUAGGACAACAAGUAAGGUCUCAACAGGAGAAACACCUUUCAACCUUACUUACAUAACAUAA